Messenger RNA from Lactuca saligna, 1830 nucleotides. Lineage: Eukaryota; Viridiplantae; Streptophyta; Magnoliopsida; Asterales; Asteraceae. The record is from the annotation of a GenBank genome assembly.
AUGGUGGUGGCUCAGCCUUCUCGUUCUGGUUCCUCCGGUGGUGGUGGAGGGAUGACCAAUAUUGCUAGCUUCGGUCUCCAUGUCGUCACAGGGCGGUGGUUCAUGGUGUUCGCCUGCCUUCUCAUCAUGUCAGUCGCCGGAGCUACUUACAUAUUUGCUAUAUACUCCGGCGACAUCAAAUCCUCCCUUGGGUAUGAUCAAAGCACCCUUAAUCUCCUUAGCACUUUCAAAGACUUGGGUGGCAAUGUUGGAAUCAUCUCCGGGUUAAUUAACGAAAUCUCACCACCGUGGGUGGUGCUCCUCCUUGGCGCCGGCAUGAACUUCUGUGGGUACUUCAUGAUUUGGCUGGCAGUCACCGGAAAGAUCGCAAAACCACCGGUUUGGCAAAUGUGUUUGUUCAUUUGCAUAGGUGCAAACUCACAAACAUUUGCUAAUACAGGAGCUUUAGUCACUUGUGUACAAAACUUCCCAGAAAGUCGUGGGGUGGUUUUGGGACUUUUGAAGGGUUUUGUAGGGUUAAGUGGCGCGAUUAUCACUCAACUAUAUAAUGGCUUUUAUGGGCAUGAUCCAAGAUCACUUAUCUUGUUCAUCGGAUGGCUUCCAGCAGCUGUCUCCAUAGUUUUUCUUCGAAUUGUUAGAAUCUUGAAGGUUGUUCAACAGUCAAAUGAGCUAAAAACUUUCUAUAAUUUUUUAUAUAUUUCAUUAGGGUUAGCAGGGUUUCUUAUGAUUAUAAUCAUAACUCAUAACAAGCUACACUUUUCGGAGGCAGAGUAUGCUGCCACAGCUUCCGUUGUUGUGGUUCUACUCUUUGCCCCUAUUGGUAUCGUGUUCAAGGAAGAAUUCAAGCUUUGGAAAAAGAAUCAGGAGGUGGUUCAUCAUCAUUUUCCGGUGAAGGUAAUAACCGAGAAUCCAACCACAAGGAAUGACCUUGUCACGCCACCGCCACCACCGCCGGAGAAAGAAGUUUCUUGCUGGAAAACCGUUUUUGCUCCACCGGAAAGAGGAGAUGAUUUCACUAUCUUACAAGCGGUUUUUAGUAUCGACAUGUUGAUACUAUUCACCACCACCACCUUCGGCGUUGGCGGCACUUUGACGGCGAUUGACAACCUGGGUCAAAUCGGGCGGUCUCUCGGGUACCCAAGUACGAGUAUCACCACCUUCGUGUCUCUCGUGAGUAUUUGGAAUUAUCUGGGUCGGGUCACAUCCGGUUUUCUUUCGGAAAUCCUUUUAGCAAGGUAUAAAUUUCCACGCCCAUUAAUGCUCACAAUCGUCCUUUGUGUUUCUUGUGUGGGACAUGUCAUAAUUGCCAUGGGAGUACCAAAUGGGCUCUACGUUUCAUCGAUCAUAAUGGGUUUUUGUUUUGGAGCUCAAUGGCCAUUGAUUUUCGCAAUCAUAUCUGAAAUAUUCGGGUUGAAAUACUACUCUACUUUGUACAAUUUGGGUGGUGGCGCAAGCCCCGUCGGAGCUUACAUCCUUAAUGUGGUGGUCGCCGGUGCACUUUAUGACAAAGAGGCAGAAAGACAAAUGAAAGCGAAGGGAUUAGAACGAGAACAUGGGAAAGAUCUAACGUGUACAGGAGUUGACUGUUAUAAAUUGUCUUUCCUUGUUAUAACUGGUGCGACAGUUUUUGCAGCUUUUAUUUCGUUUAUUUUAGUGAUAAGAACAAGAAAAUUCUACCGAAGUGAUAUCUACAAGAAGUUUCGGGAGGCAAGAGAGGCGGCAACCGCUCAUACUGAGAUGGUGGUGUCACCGGUAACCACCGUAGAACCACCGAUGCCAUCACAACCACCUCCACUGGAAAGAAAGAGAACGGAAGAAGACGUAAGUUGA